AAAAAAAUUAUUGUUAUUGUUGUAAGUGUUGUAUUUUAUUGUUAUUGCUUCUCAGUUAAUUUGUAUAUGAUAACUCUAAUAGAAAGUGGUGCCAUCUAGCUGUAGUGAGAGGCAAUAAUGUUUGUUCUUUCCACCCUGUAAAGAAGACGAAGGGAGAUUCAGCGUGAGAAACAUUUUCUGACAAUUAUUUCAAUAUGAUUCAAAGCAGUGCGGAGCUUCUAAUCAUAUUGAAACUACUGUAAGAAUGUUAGACAAAUAAUAAAAUAUGUGUUGAAUUGUAAUGACUUUUGCAAACUUUGAGGCAUUGACUUCUGAACUUGAGUGAAUGUGAUUAUGGAUUUGCCAGUUUUAAAUCUUCCAGAUGAGAUAACUUUUAUUCUCCAGUCUGGUUUGGCCAAAGAUACUGUCACAGUUAAUAUUGCUGAUUUGAAUUUAAAAACUUUAAAAGAUCUUGCUUGUGAUUUUAUUAAUAAAAAAUUUCCAGAUCAUGGGCUGAACAGAUUAAAUGAACGUUUAAUUCUCUUCCGGCAUGAAUACAAAUCUGGAAAUUUGUUAUUGCCAAUAAAUGUUGCUUCCGAAGUUUCUGAUGGAACAUUAGUCGAAAUUAUUCUCUCUGCAAAUGCUCCUUGUGGAGAUAUACAAAUAAGGCCUCACUCUUUAAUGGUUCAUUCCUAUAAAACACCUACUUUCUGUGAUUUCUGUGGAGAAAUGUUGUUUGGAUUAGUUAGACAAGGUUUAAAAUGUGAAGGUUGCGGUUUAAAUUUUCAUAAACGAUGUGCAUAUAAAAUUCCUAAUAACUGUACUCAUGCACGGCGUAGAAGAUCCUCAACGCAUCUAAGUCCACGCACUCCUACUAAUAAUGUUUGCCAUACAACAAGCAGUGCAGCUAUAUUUGUGGAUGAUAGUUCUUUAAAUGCUGUUUCUCCUACGCGUCGUUCGCCUUCAUUUAACAUGGGUCGUCCAGCUUGGGUGGACAGAGAAUUAGCUGGUCGUAUUAAAGUGCCGCACACUUUCAUGGUUCACUCGUAUGGAAGACCGACAAUAUGCCAGCACUGUAAGAAACUUUUAAAAGGUGUAAUUCGCCAAGGGAUGCAAUGUAAAGGUAAGAAUUGCAAAUCCAGUUAUAUUAGAUGAACAAAUGAAAAGUUUGAGAAGUAUACUCCUUGCAAGCAAUGAGCUUCUUUGUACUUUUUAUUGUUCUGCUACAUGCCACAAGAAACACAAAAUCUUCAACAUUUGAUGGUUACGGACUUGAAGAAAAACAUAUUUGAAACUUCUCACCAGAAUUGAAAAAUAUAUUCCUUGAGAGUAAACUUUUUA
Messenger RNA from Centruroides sculpturatus (bark scorpion), 1320 nucleotides. Its product is annotated as serine/threonine-protein kinase D1-like. The coding region runs from base 334 to 1134 and encodes 266 amino acids. The record is from RefSeq and is a predicted model, not a curated record. Gene Ontology annotation, biological process: protein phosphorylation. Gene Ontology annotation, molecular function: ATP binding; protein serine/threonine kinase activity. The transcript is spliced from 7 exons. NCBI's taxonomy places the organism in Eukaryota, Metazoa, Arthropoda, Arachnida, Scorpiones, Buthidae.